Molecule: messenger RNA, 8391 nt
Organism: Lutra lutra (Eurasian river otter)
Lineage: Eukaryota; Metazoa; Chordata; Mammalia; Carnivora; Mustelidae
Gene: LDLRAD4
Product: low density lipoprotein receptor class A domain containing 4
Exons: 7
Coding region: 540-1460 (306 amino acids)
Biological process (GO): negative regulation of transforming growth factor beta receptor signaling pathway
Cellular component (GO): Golgi membrane; early endosome membrane
Molecular function (GO): R-SMAD binding
Source: RefSeq, a predicted model, not a curated record
UCCAGAGGGACGGCCGCAGCAGUUCAAGCUCUAUAUUUGUAACAUCACACCAUUGUCUCCGUAUUGGACCAUUUUCAAGAACUCACAUCAGUUUUCAUACAGCUUAAAAGCAAGGGGAGAGGCGAAGCCAGAGAGCAGCAGAUCAGACCAUACUGAGCUCCCUUAGAGCGGCUGAGACCCGUGGAGGAUGCUGGCUGCCAAGUGGCUGAGGAGGGCCUCACUGUAAGGUGGGAAAGCAGGUCUCAGCGGGACAGCUUCCUCUGCUCCUGGGCUCACCAUGGCCUUCACUCUGGCUGGACGGCUGACGUGACUGUGUGCCCCAAGUGUGCACGUUGCUGGACUGGGUGCUGUCCUAGGUACUGCCCGCUCUCAGGGUCUGGGAGCAGGGCAGGUGGGCAUCAGAUGCUACCAAAAGCCGGACGGGGCAGAGCGAUGGACUCCGACAAGCCAAGAUGGAAGUGACCUGAGGCCUCGCCCAGGCAGUUUCCUCUUGCCAGGAUAGCUUAAGAGUUGGAGCACAGGCUUGUCUGGGGAGCAGUAUGCAGGAAGCUGAUUUUCAGGCCACAAAUGCUUUCACAGAGUGCAAAUUCACCUGCACCAGCGGUAAAUGCUUGUAUCUUGGUUCACUGGUCUGUAACCAACAGAACGACUGUGGGGACAACAGUGAUGAAGAAAAUUGUCUCCUGGUGACCGAGCACCCACCUCCUGGCAUCUUCAACUCGGAGCUGGAGUUUGCCCAGAUCAUCAUCAUUGUCGUGGUGGUCACGGUGAUGGUCGUGGUCAUCGUCUGCCUGCUGAAUCACUACAAAGUCUCCACCCGGUCCUUCAUCAACCGCCCGAAUCAGAGCAGAAGGCAGGAGGACGGGCUGCAGCCGGAAGGGCGCCUGUGGCCUUCAGACAGCUCCGGGCCUCGGCCAGGGGCCUCAGAGAUCAUGUAUGCCCCGAGGUCCAGGGACAGGUUUACGGCCCCAUCCUUUAUCCAGAGGGACCGGUUCAGCCGUUUCCAGCCCACCUACCCCUACGUGCAGCAUGAGAUCGACCUUCCGCCCACCAUCUCUCUAUCUGACGGGGAGGAGCCGCCUCCUUACCAGGGGCCCUGCGCCCUGCAGCUCAGGGACCCUGAACAGCAGAGGGAACUCAACCGAGAAUCUGUGAGGGCCCCGCCCAACCGAACCAUAUUCGACAGCGAUUUGAUAGACAUUUCCGCGUACAGUGGGGGCCCGUGUCCGCCGAGCAGCAACUCGGGGAUAAGUGCCAGCACCUGCAGCAGUAACGGGAGGAUGGAGGGGCCGCCCCCGACGUACAGCGAGGUGAUGGGCCACUAUCCGGGCGCCUCUUUCUUCCAUCACCAGCACAGCGGCGCCCACAGAGGGAGCAGACUGCCGUUUCAGCAGGACAGCUCGGGGGGCACAGUGCUGCCCAUCCAGGGCAAAGACAGGAAGCCCGGGAACCUAGUCUGACCCCGCGACGGCGCAGGAGGAGGAAGAAACCAAGGAGGGAGGAGGGCCGCACUGCCUCCGCCCCCAGGCACGCUGUUGUUCCGUUUCACGUGCUACAACGAAGUAAAACCAAAUGUGCAAACGUGGUCUUUGUUUCUGAUUCCUUUCAGGGGAAUUGCAAGCAGACUAAACUGAAAUAAUACAAACUUCCAUCCGAUCUGACCGCGAACAGUGUUUAUUUGGGGACAGGCGUCAGGACGGGGUGGGUGCUGGUUUUCACCAAGGGCGGGCUUGGGAACACAGAGAAAGGGAUGCUUGGAAGAUAUCAUGAAAUAAAACCCACAGAGGUGUUUGAUUUAUUUAAUUAUGAAAGGAGACUUUGCAGAGAAAGAGGCCAGAAUGGCCCGUUUUAUAAUGAAUUGAUAAAAAAGGAUGCAUUAUUAUAUAUUAUCAUGGGGAAGUAUCGGCCAGUUUGCUUUUUCUCCCAAGGUGUGGAACUUUUAUUUUGUUUUAAAAAUAUGAUUGAAAAUCCCUGUUUUGUGUGCCAAGGUAUAAAGUGAAGAAGUUAGAUGAAUGCAAGGAGUUAAUUUGUGUCGUGAUGUGUUUUUUAAAAGUUGCACUAUCUAAAUGUUUAUAUAUGAGGGGACUGUUCUAUGUGAAGUUCUGUAUGUUGUCUUCUCACCUGUGGAUUAUUAUUAGGCCCAAGGAAUACCCGGAGUGUUCCCCAUAAUCACAUGAGAAAAGAUGUUUGGGGAUAUAGCCUAACAUAUGCCAACUUACCUAAAUCAAGGAGGUCAUUACCGUUGCAAGAGUUUGGCUCACAUAGUGGUGCAUCACAGAAGCAUCUGGAGACUUUGGGAUUGGAAGAUAGGAAAGACUAAAUCCCAGCGUUUCUGACUUGCUGAGUUCCUUUGCUAGUCUUAGGCUGCAUAUUUGAUUAACUUUGACCCUGACAUGUGCAUUUUAUGUACCUGGUAUCACGCAAUCCUGCCCGUCCUCCCGCGGAGCAGUUUCUUCAGUAAUUUAGAGGUUUUUUUUUUUUUUUUUUUUUUUUUUUUUCCCCCACUGUAGCAUGAAAUAUACUCAGAUACAUACAUUAUUUUACGCAAUAAAUUGUUUAAAAUGCAAGGUGGUUAUUUUUAAUACUGUUGAAAUAUGUGACUUCUCAGUGUAUUUCCGUUUUCUCUCUCCUUUUCUAGAUAGGUAGUACAGUUCAGGCCUGGCCGGCUGGUCAGGACUCUGGAAGAGGCUCUCACCAGUGGCCCCCUGGGGCAGCCUACCUGGCCAUUGUGUGCAGGCAAUGCCCCCAGGGGCAUCUUCACGAGCAGGAGGCCCCCUGGAGCGGGUGAGAGCACAUGGCGGGUGAGAGCACACACGCUACCCAUCACUGCUGGUGGCACUGGGCUCUUGGAGGAGGUACUCAGAACCCAUCCUGGCCCCUGGGGAGAGCUUCCUCAGCCCCCAACCCCCCAAUGGUUACCCAACGGUGCAGGGCGGGGGGAGUGACUGGAAGCACACAGGAGAAAAAGCACAACACAUAGUUCAAUGCAACCAGAGAGCUCAUAAAUAUCGCUAGUCUCAGCUUCACUAUUCGUGAUAUUUACAAACAUUUGCUCUUAUGUAGAAUAGGUAACUUCCUUGUGUGGAAGCCAGCAUCUGGCCCGUGUGACAGCCGCAGCCUGUGGGUUUGGCCAGCACCAGGCCAUGGGAGGGCUUGUCCCCUUUGGCCUCUGCAUGUAAAACAGUGAAUUUGGAAUGAUGGCUCAGUGACUCUUAUCUCUGCGGUUUUCAUUGCUGAAUUGGCACAUGUAUGUUUGUGUCUGUCUGUGGGUCUCUGGGGUGGUUUCUCAGGGAGGUGACUUUGUGCUGUGGGCUAAGAGCUGGAGAAUGUUCUGAAUGGCAAGUCCUAUCCGUGGCUCCUUUCUGCUACUUCUCUCAGUCAGUAGGUGCCUGGUUUUUGUUUUGUUUUGAGGAUUGGAAUCUCCAGUAGACUCAUCCAUUUCACACAGUAACCUCCACAGAUCUCUCUCCUUAAAAGGAGAGAAAAGAUGGGCAGCAGUUGCCACUCAGGCCCCAGACCCUGUUUGGAGGCGUAUUUUGUUCUGGGGGCUGCCUCGGGGACCCCGAGACUGGACAGAUCCCUGGGAGCCUGGACCCAGACCCAGAGCCUGCCUCUCCUGUGCCCUAGGCCCUCCUGUGGCUCAGCUCACUGCCUGCAUUACAGGCCCGUGCUUAAGGAAACUGGGCAUCCCCUUGGCAUGAACCUUACCUCACCAUGCAAGGGAAUGUUAGCACCUGACCCAGUCAGGACCCCACAGGUGGAGGCUCAGGGUAGGUUAGGUGUCCCGUCAGAUGCAAAAGGAGAAGCUUAGUCAUCAUUCCAAACCUCACCUGCAAUUUUGGUAAAGUGGUGAACCCGCCAUAUUGUAGCUCUUCCUCAAAAUGGUUGCAUAAUCCUUUUCCUACCUACUAUAAGAAUGAGCUAUGGUCAGAAACUGGCAAAUUCCUUAGUCACUUUGCAAGUUUAUGAAUGUUUUGCAGAUGUCCACAAUAAUUUGGCAAAGCAAUUAUUUAAUUCCAGUAACUUGAAUCGUCCUUCAAAAGAGGUUCCUCCCAUUGGGCCACCCUAGAGAAUUGCCCUUUGAGUUAUAUAGUUAUUUAAAGACACAGACCUAGCAAACCAUGACUUGAUGGUCUUUGAGGCUGGACCUCUGUGAUGAAUUAGUUUGAAAGCCAAGGUCAUGAGUUGAAUUAAUAAUCAAUUUCCUUUGACAUGGGGAAAAGGUGAUUUAGAUCCACAGCUUCUUGAAAGGUGUGGCUGCCUUGUUCACACCACAUUACCCCCUUGCUGGCCAGGUGAGGGACAAGGGGUGAUGUGAGGAUGCAGCUUUUACAGGGGCCCAAAUUUCAAGAAGCCCACAUGCUUAGGAGAUCCCAAGGUCUGGCUGGGGAGCCUGUGAUGUAGGCAAUCCAUGGUGGGUUUAUUAUUUCAGAAAGGUGUUAAAGGAUUGCAUUGUUCAAAGGAACAGUGGGUGGGGAGAUAGUGCUCCCGGGGAACCAGCUGUGACAUCCAGCUGCUGUCCCCAGACUUCCAGGAGCAUAAAAACCAGGGUAUGUUGAAUCCCAUUUCUAGGAACAAAGUCUUCAGGGGUGUAUUUGGUCUGUGUUCUUCAGUCGCCAAAGCAGUCCUUAGUACAAAUGAGAUUUUCCUAAAGAAACUGUGUAAUUAAGUAAACAUUGCUCUGUUCUUUGUGUCCCUGACCAAAAUUUAGUGUUAAGGAGUUUGACAAGCAUGCCCUCCAUCCUUCCCCAUCACAUACACUUGUGGACACACAGCCCUCAAGAAAUUUCAAGAUAGCCGAAGAGAGCACUGAAAACUUAAAAAGACUUGUCAUGAGGAGGACUUCACGUUCAUCUGCUGAUUUUAGCUCAAAGUCUUCGGAGAGGACAGGGGCUGAUAGUAGCCUGAAAGGCCUUCAGAAGCACUGGCGUAGGAAUGUGGUGCACAGAUGAGCAUGCCUUAGGCUUCUGAACUUCUUCCUUUGAUCUCCUUCACCUUUAUUCUAUGUUCAUUAGAAUGAGAAGAACUCAGAUGGCAUGCACUGCUAGAAAACUGCUCUGACCUAGAAGAAUCCGGUCAAAUCACAGCCUUCCCCUCAGAAGCAGAGUUUGCCCCCCUGGACAGGGCCCUCCUGCACCAUCCAUCCAGUUGCUUUGCUAACUAGGGGUGCCUGUAUAAGGGUCCUGCUGGGGUCCUCAGGGGCCAGGCUGGGGGCUGUUGCCCCACGUGCUCCUUGCCCGCAGCUUCCGUCCGGUGUUAGCUAUGCCGGGAUUCCUGCUAGAAGUUUGCUAUGUAAAGCAGCACCGUUAACUGCAUAUUGUCUCAUAUACCAUUCAUUUCUCUUCAGAUUUCCAAAGCUCAGCAGUAUGCAAAGGGGGGAAAAAAGAACUGGGAAGGACACUUGGUUUUUGUUAACUUUUUGGUUUUGUCUGUGACUAAAACAAGACAUAGACCCAUGCUUGGCACCAAGCCUUUAUAUGGUGACAUGCCCCCCAAGGCUACUUCCCCUCUCUGCCAGGGCCCAAUCCUAGUGGAAGGGCCCGACGCAGACUCCAUUCUGCUGAUGUUCACCCAGAUUACCUUGGCCUUGGUGAACCUAAAUAAAAUGACAUGAUUGGGUGACAGGCUGGCACGUCUCCCCUCCUCAGUGUGAGCAACACGGUGUCCACCAGUGCCCACCAAAGUCACAGAUGAAGAAAUAGCUUUCACCCCAGACCACAAAAGCUAGUUUUGGCGGCUUUGCGGGCUCCCCUCACUGGGGCCAGCUGCCGGAGGCCAGCCCAAGGACCUUGCAAAAUCCUCCUGCCUCGCCAUAACCUACAUUUUUCAGGAAACGAGAUCUCAGCCGAGGUGAUAUAACUACCCAAAGUACUGCGUCUUUCACGUAGUUCAAGUUUGUAAUUGACUGCCAGGGUUAGACGGUCGUUUGCUGCUGCUGCUUUCCAGACCAGCUGCAUCGGGAAGCUGGUGUGUGUGUGUCAGAAUGCCUUGCUAAGAAAGCGCUGCCUUCCUCUGAUCCUCUUCCCUUUCUCCGCGUGUGCUUGUUUGUGUGCAGUGGGGGGGGGGGGGGGGGGGGGGGGGGGGGGGUAAUGGACGCACUACUCGCAUGUCGCGUCGCCCUUGGCGUUCCAAAGAGCUCUGCAUGCCGGUGGCUUUGAAGCCCCCACGGGGUCUCUUGCUGACUUCAGCAGACCCAGGAACCGAGCCCCCCACCACCACACUCUGCUCCCACCUUUGUUGUGCCUCACUUACAAUGGUGCUUUUUCAGUUGUCCGUCUUCUCUUUUUAUUUGUAAGGUGCUGUAUAUAACUUGAAUAUAUUAUGCACAUAUCCUACCCAAUGGGUAGAACAAAAAAUUGUUAAUACUGUAAUAUAAUGUAUAGAUACUGAUUUUAACAGAAAUGGCAUAGAAUUUGUGAAUGCCUAUGUGCUUUGUCCUCUUUUGUAAGGAAAUUUGCAAAUGGAUGCAUACAGAUAAAAGUCUAUGUAGUUUAUUUUCCUAUUAAAUAUCAAUAUUAUAACACAAGGGAAAGAAGUCUGAACAAACAAGCCACUGUUUAUGACCAGCAUAUGUAUAGCAAGUGAGAGUUGCAUCUUUGCUGUGAAAACCCUUUAAAAAAUAAUUUAAAAAGAAUCCCACAGCUUUUUGGUUGCCACUAGAUGCUUCUCAUUUUCAUCUCUUUAGUAAGGCUCAGUUGGACCAGUGUUAGAGUCAGAAAAAAAAAGAAAGUGUCUUUUGAAUUUGCUUUAUGAGAAGAUAUCUCAUGUUGUAGAAGACCGGAGAGGUCAGGCACCAGUGAAAAGUGCGUACUUUGUUAAAAUUACAGAAAUGAUGCCCAAGUUCAGGAAAUUGGCCAGCAGCAGAGGACUUUGUUCAGUACAGAGGCAUUCGGAGCCAUCCAUGUCCCUAGUCUCUCUGUGCCUUUUCCUUUGACAAAAUGAAGUUGUGGAGCCAAUGAAGGUACGCGUGUGUAGGGCAAGAGUAUCUCAGGAAAAACAAAUCCACUUAGGAGAUGACCCCGCUCUUAGCAAAACUUGUUUUGGGUUAUCAUUCACAGAGAACUAGCUAUCGGUCAGUCAAGUGAAGAAUCUUUUAUCCAUUCCUGUUGGUGUCUCGGGGUGAUCUUGAUAAGCUAGGAUUUGCCAGCCGUUAGGGAUUACAUUUUUCGUCGCCUGUUCUUUCGCACCUCUUACACAUCUAUCCUUCCAGCUCAGUGUCCUUUGUGACCUCUGCCUUUAUCUUCAAAUAUUCUAAUACUAAAAAAGGAAAAAGCCUAUCAUGUCUUCACCAAAACCACAGUUGAAUCAUGGGCAUGUUCAUUCUUUCCAGUGUUGUCCAUAAAGGCAGUCAGUGAAAUUUUGCCCGUCGGAUCCAUAUUUCCACUCUAUUGUGUCACCAGAGGAUAUUAAUUCUAGUAAAAUCCAUGUUUUUUAUUUGCUCUGUGGUGUUAUGUUCUGAUUUUGAAAAUCACAAAAGAAUCAUGCCCUUAUCCUCCAGAAAGCAGACGAUUACAGAUUAUCCUUACAUUGAAAACACCUCUACAAUGCAACUCGUAAUGCUGAAGGAUGAAAAGUCACCCCUUCUUCUCACUGUUCUGAAAAAACUAUCGUGACAAGAUAGUUAUCUUGGUGGGGAGAGGCUGUGUCCCAUCCAGCCCCCACCCUUGGCUCCCCUCAUGAACUGUGGGGGCUCCUUGUGGUUCUGGUUUGGCAUUAGGAACCAAGGCUCUCUGCUGUCAGGAGCAACACUCCCACCCUUCCAGGUUCCAUCUCUUGGGAGAACUGUUUGAGGAUGAGUGUCAUCAGAGAAUGUUCUAGACUCAGAGGUACUAAAGUGUGUUCCCACACCAUUGCUUCCUUUCUACAGAAUUGAGGCUUAAACUUUGCUGUUAAUGAUACUGGUUCACCUUAAUGUGCUUGUUGGUAUAUUGCUGUUUUUCAUUUCAUGGCUUUUAAAAAUCACAUUUUCUAAUUGUCUUUGUCUACUGGAAAGCUAUUUUUAAAUGUGUACAACACUAUUCAUAGCAUUUAGUUCAUUUAAUUUUUAUUAUAAAGCAGCCAACUAAAAAGGUACAACUGUAUGCGAGCUUUUCAGUAGCUCAUGUGAGCUCUGAUAACCAGAAGCUAUUAAAGUCUAUAACAGCCAUUUGUGCUUACUUUCAACAUAAUUCCCAGCUAUAUACAGAGAAAUAUUUCCAACUGUCGUGUAUCUGCCUCUUUUAACUGAGCAAUGGUGAUGUAGUUCUUAGACCUAAGGUCUGUAAUUGCAAUACUUUUAAAGAAAGAUGUUGCUCUAAGUGCUGUUUGUUAGUUAUGAAAUCAGCUUUUUCUGCUUGUUCUUAAUGCUGUGGUCAAACCAUAGCACAAAAUCAUUAAAAAUAAUCAGUGAUA